Hermetia illucens (black soldier fly) is the source of this 3024-nucleotide messenger RNA. RefSeq names its product tubulin beta-3 chain. The record is from RefSeq and is a predicted model, not a curated record. Bases 596 to 1957 code for a protein of 453 amino acids. The transcript is spliced from 4 exons. Gene Ontology annotation, cellular component: microtubule; cytoplasm. Gene Ontology annotation, biological process: microtubule cytoskeleton organization; mitotic cell cycle. Gene Ontology annotation, molecular function: GTP binding; GTPase activity; structural constituent of cytoskeleton. NCBI's taxonomy places the organism in Eukaryota, Metazoa, Arthropoda, Insecta, Diptera, Stratiomyidae.
GCAGUAAGAAAAGGCCAGUGCCAGACAGACUUCUUGAAGGAACUCCAGGCCCGGCUGAGAAGGUGAUUUAUUUCAUGUAAAAUCAGUUGUUCAUGCCAGUAAGAAAUUGAACUCCGAACUGAGUGGUGCCCACACAAAGUACGCAAAUAGAAUCAUCGCACAGUCAUUUUCGUCAUCGUUGCACAGAGGCAGUCAACGUCUUAAAACCACUCCAGGGUACAGGGUCUUAUCAAGUCGACCAGACCAACAAAUUAUUAUCAGCCUUCCUCUGAUUCACACACGACCACGACGGAGACUUGAUUUUUAAAUAAGAAAUAAUCAAAAGAACUCGUUGAGAAAGUGCCCGGUCAAUUUUAAAGAGUGCGCUAUAAGGAAAAGUAUCUUUUCUUGUUCCCGUUGAAAAGCAGUGUUGAGUUUAUCGUGCCUGUUAAUUUAAUUGAUACUUGCGAAAACUAAAAAGUAAUUUUUUUUGGAAUUCUCAAUUAAAUUUGUGCAAAUUUAAUUAAACUUUUAAAUUGUGAUUAAAACUUUCAGUCAGCCAUCUGACUUGUUUCGUAAAUUUCUUACCGUUGUAUCUUAAAACAAAUUUAUUAAAAUGAGGGAAAUCGUUCACUUGCAAGCCGGCCAAUGCGGUAACCAGAUUGGUGCUAAGUUCUGGGAAAUUAUUUCAGAAGAACAUGGAAUCGAUUCAACCGGUAUCUACCACGGUGACAGCGAUCUUCAAUUGGAAAGGGUUAGCGUCUACUACAACGAAGCAUCAGCUGUUACAAGAACAUCCGGUGGAAAGUAUGUCCCACGUGCGAUCCUUUUGGAUUUGGAGCCGGGCACCAUGGAAUCCGUACGCUCGGGACCUUAUGGUAAACUUUUCCGUCCUGACAAUUUCGUGUUUGGUCAGUCGGGCGCUGGUAAUAAUUGGGCAAAAGGUCACUAUACCGAAGGUGCUGAACUAGUCGAUGCCGUCCUGGAUGUUGUUCGCAAGGAAUGCGAGAACUGCGACUGUUUGCAGGGCUUCCAGCUAACUCAUUCACUGGGCGGCGGUACUGGAUCUGGUAUGGGAACACUACUGAUCUCAAAGAUACGUGAGGAGUAUCCCGACAGAAUUAUGAAUACAUACUCCGUGGUCCCAUCACCUAAGGUAUCUGAUACUGUAGUGGAACCAUAUAACGCUACUCUGUCGAUCCACCAACUUGUCGAGAAUACAGACGAAACGUAUUGCAUCGACAACGAAGCUUUAUAUGAUAUUUGCUUUAGGACCCUCAAGGUGCCAAAUCCUAGCUACGGUGACCUUAAUCACUUAGUAUCACUGACCAUGUCUGGCGUGACAACCUGCCUACGAUUCCCUGGUCAAUUGAACGCUGAUCUCAGGAAGUUGGCUGUAAACAUGGUUCCCUUCCCACGUUUGCACUUCUUCAUGCCUGGCUUCGCUCCACUUACAUCAAGAGGUUCCCAACAAUACCGAGCCCUAACUGUUCCAGAAUUAACUCAGCAAAUGUUUGACGCUAAAAACAUGAUGGCUGCAUGUGAUCCACGUCAUGGACGCUACUUGACUGUAGCUGCUGUGUUCCGUGGACGAAUGUCCAUGAAAGAAGUUGAUGAACAAAUGCUUGCUGUUCAAAAUAAGAACAGCAGCUACUUCGUUGAGUGGAUUCCGAACAAUGUGAAGACAGCCGUUUGCGAUAUUCCGCCGAAGGGACUGAAGAUGUCCUCUACAUUCAUUGGAAACACCACUGCCAUCCAAGAACUAUUCAAACGUAUUUCGGAACAAUUCUCGGCUAUGUUCCGGAGGAAAGCUUUCUUGCAUUGGUACACUGGCGAGGGUAUGGAUGAGAUGGAGUUCACUGAGGCUGAAAGUAAUAUGAAUGAUUUAGUAUCUGAAUAUCAACAAUAUCAAGAAGCGACCGCGGAUGAUGAAUUUGAAGGAGAAGUAGCUGAUGAAGUUGAAGGAGAAUGUGUUUAAGAAUGAAGCCUUAUGUAAUUUUUAAAAUUUAACUUUAGUAUCCAUCAGAGAAAGUUACUUUUGAAUUAAAUACUGGCAAUUGUGGAUACAAGCUGCUGUAAGUUGAGUGGGUUACGAUAAAAUAUUUUCAUGAUUUUAGUUAGCUUUACUAUACUAUAUAUAUCAGCAUGGGCUUGAUAUCUAGUCCACGAGGAAGCAUUACACCUAUUAAUUUAAAAAAUUAAGGCUUCCUUUUGCUCAGGCUCAUUAAAUGACGUCAAUUUUGUAAAAAUAUGUACACCAUGACUAUUGACUCUGGAGCUUGAUUCUGAUAUGCUAACAUAUAUUCUACCAAUUAAAAUGUGUAACCAUUGAAUAUCAACAAUUUCAGUUUACAUCCAUAUAUUGUCGGUCUUUAUGCUGUAAGUUAAAAACGACAGAAACUGUUUUUUAUACGAAUAACAUACUUUAGUCGUAUUUUUUAUUACUUUCUAUUACAUUUAGAAAUUAUUUAUUUUUGCUGGAAUUUAGGUAAACCACAUACUUCUCUUUUAUAUUCGCAAUCCUAUAUUGCCUUCAUCAAAUACGAUAUCAUCCAUAUUACCUUUAGAGUACUUUUACGUUGAAAGUAUCUAUAAGAUCCGAUUGACCAACUGUUGGGGAAAAUGUACGAUUCACCCAUUGCCUUAUUAACAUCUUGUCACGUCCUAAUUUCCAAUCGAUUUUUUUUUAAAUUGUGGCUAACAGUAACUAUGAUAACGAAUAAUUUACAUCAUUAUUUUCAAUGGAAACAACAUCAAUCGAAAUAAAGAAUUCGAAGACUGAGCGAUUCGAUCUAACAGCGAAGAGGACCAACUUAUUUUGACUUUUUUAAAUCUGAGAGCUACUAUUUUGUCAUAUAGGUACCCCAUUUGUUUGGUUGUCGUAUGAUAUAAAUUGCCUAUAUUUACCAAAAAAUGAGGGAAAGAAUAUUAAGAAAGAAUCAUUUAAUAGAUUAAUGAAUUUUGCAAUGUUUUUGUAUCAAACGUAAAUUAUUAUUAUAUACUUUCUAUCAUUUUCUUUUAAUAAACUGCGAUCUUAAAUAUGUA